Messenger RNA from Cucurbita pepo subsp. pepo (vegetable marrow), 1460 nucleotides. Its product is annotated as protein PHR1-LIKE 3. NCBI's taxonomy places the organism in Eukaryota, Viridiplantae, Streptophyta, Magnoliopsida, Cucurbitales, Cucurbitaceae. Gene Ontology annotation, molecular function: DNA binding; DNA-binding transcription factor activity. The record is from RefSeq and is a predicted model, not a curated record.
GACUAAUUGGUGCAUUGAAGCCGAUGAUGACAGAAAAAGACAAACCGUUGAAAUCCGUGCCAACUUCCUCUGUUUCUCUCUCUCUCUCUCUUCUUCUCUACAUCCUUUUCGCCGUCUAGUUCUUGGAAAGGGAUUGGAGGCUCGAUUUUGUAAUUCAAUGCCCCAACAGAUUUCAUCCUCUUUUGCAUCUCUAGAAAAUUUGGACAUCAAAAUUCAUCGUUUCUUUCCGGUGUUGACUGAUUUUCACUUUCAGCAUUUCUUUUGGCGAUUUGGAAGGUUAUGUUUCCAAGACUUGUGAAUCCUGACGGAGAUAUCCAGAUCCAUGGCAGCCGUGGUUCUGUUGCUUCCGACCUCACUCAUCCCCACAGGGGCGAUCCUUGUCUCGUUUUGACUUCAGAUCCCAAACCUCGACUCCGAUGGACUGCCGAUCUUCACGAGCGAUUCGUCGAUGCUGUCACUCAACUCGGUGGUGCUAACAAAGCUACACCAAAAGCAAUAAUGCGAACAAUGAAUGUGAAAGGACUGACUCUCUUCCAUUUGAAGAGCCACCUCCAGAAAUACAGAUUAGGUAAGCAAUCAGGGAAGGAUAUGGGUGAGGCCUCUAAAGAUGGUGCAUAUCUUUUAGAAAGUCCAAGUAUCAGUAAUUUCUCUCCUGACUUGCCAAUUUCUGAAAUGACCGAUGGUUAUGAAGUCAAGGAGGCAUUAAGAGCACAAAUGGAAGUGCAAAGUAAGUUACAUCUGCAAGUCGAGGCAGAGAAGCAUCUACGAAUUCGUCAGGAUGCCGAGCGAAGAUAUUUGGCGAUGCUUGAGAGAGCUUGUAAAAUGCUUGCAGAUCAAUUCAUUGGAGGUGCGGUUUCGGACUCGGACAGCAAGAAGUCUCAAGGACUAGAUCAUAAGAGCCCGAGAAGUUCCUCGAUUGACCCACUUGGUUUCUAUGCUUCGCAGUCACAGGGGAUGGAAAGAGCGAAUGGCACAGAAGAAUUGCAAGCUAAUCCUCCUUACCAAAGGGCUGAUUGUUCGACCGAAAGCUGCCUAACCUCGAACGAAAGUCCUGGGGGAUUGACUAUGGAGAAAUCUCCCGUGGCAAGCAAGAAAAACAUAGUUAACUUGGAUUCAGCAAAUGCAUCUUUGAUUUGGGAUGAAGCUAGGGAAGGAAUACAAGAUGCUAAUAUCAUCCAAAUUAAUCAUCACGGCGUAUCUGAGUGCGACAUGUGGGGAUGAAAUUCUACAGACAAAAACUCAUCAUGAUUCAUGAAAAGUAUGUUCUAUUUUCAACUUUGUAAAAAAUUUAGCAUGAACUGAGCAAGAACAUUCCCUAGCUUGUAAAACCAAGCCAUUUAGUUCGUAGACAACUCGUCGAAAUGCAUGUAGUUAGCCAUUCUUUUUGCUGUCCGAACAAACAUAGUCGAUUCCUAUCCAGCUUUUAGCCGAUUUGAUUCGAUUCGAUUAUCAGGAUGUAA